Molecule: messenger RNA, 1383 nt
Organism: Vicia faba (fava bean)
Lineage: Eukaryota; Viridiplantae; Streptophyta; Magnoliopsida; Fabales; Fabaceae
Source: the annotation of a GenBank genome assembly
AUGGCUUCGUUACUACAUUCUUCAUCUUCAUGGUCCUCUUCGUUGCCGAUGAAACCAAACAUGGGAUUGAUGGUGAUGCUUCCUCCAACAACGCUAAAGCCUUCGAAGCUGUGUUGUGUUAAGAACCCCAACAGCGAGGAAGUUGUCAAUUCGAUUGAAGCUAAAAAAAUCGGUCCUGUUGAUCCUGUAAAGCUCGCGUUUGAGAAAGCUAAAGCUUAUAAAAAUUCGAUUAAAUCUAAGUCUAGUUUGGGAAUUGAGGAAAGUAGUGGUGGCGAAGGCAAUUCGGUUAAAGAGGAUACAAAUGUUAUUGAUGGAGGGAAAAAGGAUAUGCCAGUUUCGGUAAAGAUUGCUAUGGAGAAGGCUAGGAAGUAUAAGCAGAAUAAAGGAGUUGCUGUUACUGUUAGUGGAACUGAUCAAGGAUUACAGGAAGGGAGAGUGAGGACGUGGGAUGAAAAUAUGAAUGACAAUAGUGUUGGUAAGAAAGUUGAACUGUCUGUUUCAAAGAUGGAUUUUGUGGGGCUUGGUUUUGCGGAUAAGCCGAAGACAAGGGGACUGCCGCCUGGUCUGGUUCCUAUUUCAGACUCUUACUUAGAUGGUGACUUACCUGAGGUGGAGUUUAUUGUCGGAGACACAACAAAAUUCGAUGCAAAAACAACAGCUCUGCAACCUCAACAGACUAUGGAAGAUGAGUCAGAACUGUAUAAGCCAAAAGUUUCUACAUGGGGUGUAUUUCCUAGACCUAACAAUAUUUCAAAAACAUUUGGAGGUGGAAGAGUUAUACGUCCUGGAGAGGUUUUAGAGACUGAAGAAGAAAAGGCGAUAAAAGAAGAGCGCACAAAGCAGAAGCUUGCUGCUUACAAGAAGAAAUAUGGAUUAAAUAUUGAUCCAAAGCUAAAAGCCGAGUGCCAGGAGGAAUUGAACAAAGGGGACUUGUUAAUGGAUGCGGGAAAACUGAAGGAUGCAUUACCCUAUUAUGAGAAGGUUAUUGACAAAUUACCCUUCCAGAGUGAGCUCCAUGGAUUAGCAGCCUUACAAUGGUCGAUUUGUCUAGACUCCCUCAGUAGGCACAAUGAAGCUCGAAGUAUGUAUGAAAAGCUUCAAUCUCACCCAAAUGUUAAAGUAGGCAAGAAAGCAAGACAUUUCAUGUACAGCUUUCAGGCUAUGGAAAUGAUGAAGGUGAGGACAGGUUCUUCUCCUUAUUUAAAGAACACAUUCUACCAGAGUUAUUUUGAUGCCUUUAUUGAAAAGAAAACAGACAAUACUGUUAAAGUUAAAGAUGAAGUGGUUCAAGAAAGUUCGAUGAAUCAGGUUAUUCUGUAUAUUCUUUUUCUAACUUCUCCUAUUUUUGUUGUACUACUUCUUGCACUGCAGAAAAGAAUAUAA